GAUCACAUCCGUCCUACCGGAAGUUCAACUUCUGUGACAGAUAUUAACUGCGUCGAAUAAUUUCGUUCCUUACGUCAGUUUCAUUUGUGAGUGUAAGUAGCGGUUCGUGGUAGGGCUGCCAAAUUUAGAUACGGUCACCUCACGUCACUCUCUUUCCUGCAAUGACGGUCUAAACGUUGCGAGUUGUUUCCGGGUACAAGAACUGUUGCUAUAACGGAAGAACCGUCCAAGAUCACCUCACUGUGCAAUCAUACAAGUCUAAUGAAGCAAACAGCGUUGUUGAUCAUUCUGUGGAGUUCGGUUUUUGUCCGCACUGUUAGUUGCGAUGGAUGCGGUGUCCUUACCGACCGUAGGGAACUGUCGCUUUCUUUCAGUCCUCGUCACAGUCACGAUCAAGUGAGGAAUAUUACAGUCUACUGUAACUCAACAAGGAAUGGAACACAACAGAAGCUCGAAGUUGUAAUGAAUGCGUCUUCUCUUCUGAGUGUGCCCAAGCCUACAGCGAGCUUGAUUAUUUUCCACGUUAUGUUCAGCCACCCUGUGACAAUAAUUGACAGCUCCAGUUCCUAUAAAGUAGGAAAUCCGAGGGAGUAUAUAUUCACUUUGUCUUUAGCAUCAGAGCAGCUGCAGGCGCGGUUCAGUAUAGUGGUAAAUGGGAGCACUGUUUCUGUCAGUAAUGCCUCAGUGAAAGUCCAGUCUUCGAUAAUGUCUGGAGAAAGUGUUGAUGAUUUGGCAACUAUGACAGUUGUAAAUAUAACAAUGACUAGAGCAACGGCAAUCACAACAACCAUGGUUAUGUCAACAAAUCCAUCAUCUAGCAGCAAGGGUGACGACUCAAACUCAAACAAUGUAUUGUAUAUAGUCGGUCUGGCUGUUACAUCGACUAUUGCUGUAGUUAGUAUUAUUGUCUGCAUUAUUUUGUGUCUAAAGUUAAGAAGGUCUUCUCGAACUCAUCAUUAUGUCGAGCCUUUACCUGUGGAUCUCCAGGCAAUUCGACUACCAGCCAAGUUGCCAACAAAGAGAGCAAUGAGUGAUCCAGAAUUACUGGGAGCCAAAGCGCGGUCUAGUUUUGCUUAUGAUUAUGCAUUUGUUGAUGGACCACCAGUGAUGACUGUGCCCAGGAGGAAUUCAGACCUUGAUUUUGGACCUGGGAUUUCUUCUUUGUUGAGGCAUGAAAGGAUACACAAACAGCAACUGACGAGGACACGGUCAUCAUCAGAGCCAUUUCUAUAUCCUCCAGGUUUAACACUAGAUCGAAGUAAACAAAUAAAACCAAGACCACCACCAAAACCGCAGCUGUCAGCAUUGAGGAAGAUGAUGUCUGCUGAUGAAAUUCACGACAGAGCAAUGUAUGAUGAUCCAAGUUCUCCAACAGUCAGGUCUCCAGCGCACGGGCACAGGAAAGCUGGCAAGCCAAUUCCAAGUCCCAGAUUCAAAAAGAAAGAGGUGACCAAGACCAAGAGCACUGGAUCAACAGCUACUGAUGGGUAUCUUCGUCCAGUAAUUUCAGAUUUUCGACAGAAAACUAGUGUAUCCACUGUCAAUUCAAAUAGUAGUAACCAUGAUAACAGUUUGUAUGUUCCUAUGGAAAUUGACAGGCCAGUUGUUUACACUGAUGGUGAAAAUGGGGAGUGCUAUGUACCAAUGCAAAGCCAGACAUCCUACAGUGAUCAUAGUCAGUCAAAAGCACUACAACCAUCGUCCGUUAGAGACUCCGAUAGUUAUGAAAAUGUUGAAGAAUGGUUAGAUAAUACAAAGAAUGCAUAGUUGUUGUUUGUAAUGUGAGACUGUCAGUUCCUAUCUGCUGGAUUUCAAUGGGGAGCUGCUAUGAAGCUAA
This is a messenger RNA of Corticium candelabrum, 1837 nucleotides long. RefSeq lists its product as uncharacterized. NCBI's taxonomy places the organism in Eukaryota, Metazoa, Porifera, Homoscleromorpha, Homosclerophorida, Plakinidae. Bases 262 to 1767 code for a protein of 501 amino acids. The record is from RefSeq and is a predicted model, not a curated record. The transcript has a single exon.